GCCAUGUCGUGCCCAAUUCGAGCAUUUGGUUGCGUCAAAUGAUAAUGAAGGCAAUGCAAGUAAUAUUGUGAACAGAUGGGACCAAUGUCAUAAUCAUCAGCAGUGGGGGCGACGCCCAGAAAGUAAAAGCCCAGUGCGCAGCUUGCACGAGGCAUUAUUGAAUGAAUUUACAGCAUAUAAUGAAUAA
Molecule: messenger RNA, 187 nt
Organism: Acaulospora morrowiae
Lineage: Eukaryota; Fungi; Glomeromycota; Glomeromycetes; Diversisporales; Acaulosporaceae
Source: the annotation of a GenBank genome assembly